Molecule: messenger RNA, 819 nt
Organism: Striga hermonthica
Lineage: Eukaryota; Viridiplantae; Streptophyta; Magnoliopsida; Lamiales; Orobanchaceae
Source: the annotation of a GenBank genome assembly
AUGAAGGCAGCAAGGAGGCCGAUCCAAGCUGCGGCGACGUGGGUUCGGCGGCAGCCGCCGAAGGUGAAGGCGUUUCUGGCGGUGGUCAGCGGCAUGGCGGCGCUUGUUCUCCUCCGCGCGAUUGUCCACGAUCACGAUAAUCUGUUUGUGGCGUCGGAGGCCGUUCACUCGAUCGGAAUUGCCGUGUUGAUCUACAAGCUGAUGAAGGAGAGGACUUGUGCUGGGCUUUCGCUCAAAUCCCAGGAGCUAACAGCUAUCUUUUUGGCUGUUAGGUUGUAUUGCAGUUUUGUCAUGGAAUACGAUAUCCACACUGUGCUGGACAUGGCUACUCUUGCUACAACCUUAUGGGUUAUUUAUAUGAUCCGUUUCAAACUGAGAUCAAGUUAUAUGGAAGAUAAAGACAAUAUUCCGUUGUAUUAUGUGGUGAUCCCUUGUGCUGUUAUUGCUUUACUAAUCCACCCAUCUACAUCACAUCACAUCAUCAACAGGAUAGCCUGGGCUUUCUGUGUUUACCUUGAAGCUGUUUCUGUUCUACCUCAACUUCGUGUCAUGCAAAACACAAAGAUUGUUGAACCUUUUACAGCUCAUUAUGUAUUUGCACUGGGUGUUGCCCGAUUCUUGAGCUGUGCUCACUGGGUUCUCCAGGUUUUAGACACACGAGGUCAUCUCCUCGUGGCAUUGGGCUAUGGUCUGUGGCCGUCGAUGGUUCUUUUAUCUGAAAUUGUUCAGACCUUUAUCCUAGCCGACUUUUGCUACUACUAUGUAAAAAGUGUUUUUGGGGGGCAGCUCGUUUUGCGUCUUCCUUCUGGAGUGGUGUAA